Aureobasidium vineae is the source of this 1224-nucleotide messenger RNA. The record is from the annotation of a GenBank genome assembly. Lineage: Eukaryota; Fungi; Ascomycota; Dothideomycetes; Dothideales; Saccotheciaceae.
AUGGCUGAGAACGCCAUGGGACUCAUCGCACGGUCGGCCGCCCUACGACCGGCAGCAUCGCGCCGCUCGUUGGCCGUCCUGGCCAACAGCCGCUACACCUUCCAGAGAGCUGCCUUCAGCUCGCAACCGCCACGCCUUCUACCCUCUGCCGACUCGCUGUUCUCCCGUUCCUCCGGCUCGAGCGAGCCUACGAGUUACUUUCAGCGCUCAUCACUGCCCGCCAACACCAUUGUCAAAUUCGUGCCUCAGCAAACAGCAUGGAUCGUCGAGCGCAUGGGCAAGUUCAGCCGCAUCCUGCAGCCCGGUCUCGCUGUCCUCGUCCCUCUGAUUGAUCGCAUCGCCUACGUCAAGAGUCUCAAAGAAGCCGCCAUUGAGAUUCCUUCGCAGAGUGCCAUCACCGCCGACAACGUUACCCUCGAACUGGACGGUGUGCUUUACACGCGCGUCUUCGAUCCUUACAAGGCCAGCUACGGUGUCGAAGAUGCCGAGUACGCCAUCUCACAACUCGCCCAAACCACCAUGCGCUCAGAGAUUGGUCAGCUGUCUCUCGACCAUGUCCUGAAAGAGCGCGCUGCCUUGAAUACAAACAUUACACAAGCCAUCAACGAGGCUGCCCAGGACUGGGGUGUCACCUGUCUGCGUUAUGAGAUCCGCGACAUUCACGCUCCCGCCGGCGUUGUCGAGGCCAUGCACCGUCAGGUCACCGCCGAGCGUAGCAAGCGUGCUGAAAUUCUGGAAUCUGAAGGUCAACGCCAGAGCGCCAUCAACAUUGCCGAAGGUCGCAAGCAGAGUGUCAUCCUGGCAUCCGAGGCCUUGCGCGCCGAGCAGAUCAACAUGGCCACUGGUGAGUCUGAAGCCAUCCUUCUCAAGGCUCGCGCCACCGCUGCCGGUAUCGACGCAGUCGCAAACUCUAUCGCUCAAGGCAAGGAGAGUGCCCAGGGUGCCGUCAGUCUGAGCGUCGCCGAGAAGUACGUCGAUGCCUUUGGCAAGCUGGCCAAGGAGGGAACCAGUGUCGUUGUUCCCGGCAAUGUUGGAGACAUUGGCAGCAUGAUCGCCACCGCCAUGGGUGUCUACGGCAAGGUCAAUGAAAGCCAGGCCCGCGCAAUGGCCCCCAAGCAAGUCUCCGCCCCCUCAGAAUCAUCUACACAGGAAUCAUCCGACAAGCCUCAAAGCGUGACAGAUAGCGUGCUUGAGAGCUUCGAGGACACCCGCGCUAAGCACUAG